Molecule: messenger RNA, 1822 nt
Organism: Xyrauchen texanus (razorback sucker)
Lineage: Eukaryota; Metazoa; Chordata; Actinopteri; Cypriniformes; Catostomidae
Product: retinol-binding protein 2-like
Exons: 4
Coding region: 76-483 (135 amino acids)
Biological process (GO): fatty acid transport
Cellular component (GO): cytosol; nucleus
Molecular function (GO): fatty acid binding
Source: RefSeq, a predicted model, not a curated record
UAGAGUAUAAAAGCCCAGGUGCACCCUCCUCUCUUGACCUGUAACUACCCAAAGGAUAGAGCACAUCGCAAAACCAUGCCUGCAGAUUUUAAUGGAAAAUGGGAGUUGGAGUCAAGCGAAAACCUUGAGAAUUACCUUAAAGCACUGGAUGUUGAUUUUGCCAUCCGCAAGAUUGCUCCCCACCUCACUCCAACAAAGAUCUUUGUCCAGGAUGGAGACAACUUUGUGAUUACAACACAGAGCACCUUCAAGAGCUUUGAGCUGAGCUUCACCAUUGGAGUUGAGAAGGAAGAAUUUACUAAAGAAAUUGACAACAGGAAAAUAAAGACACUGGUGACCUGGGAAGGGGACAAACUGGUGGCCAUACAGAAAGGUGAGAAGGCCAACCGCGGAUGGAAACACUGGAUAGAAGGAGGCAAACUUUAUCUGGAGCUGACAUGUGAACAGGUUGUUUGCCAUCAAGUCUACAAAAGAAAAGACUAGCAGGCGUGAUGAUUAUCAUGUGUUAUUUUGUCACUUUUAUUUUGCUGUUCUUGAAAGGCUAUCAAAGUGCAGGGCUGGCAGUCUAAGUGUUAACUUCCUCAGGAGAUGAAAUUAACUCACAAUGUGACACUUUCAACACUUCUGUAUGAUUUGUUUCCUUGUGUAUCAAUAAAGACACAUAAUGACAUGGGUCUCAUUUGCCCUGUGUCUGUAACUGACAAAUACAAUUAUUAGAAUAACAGUACACAGUAAAAAAAAAUAUAUAUAUAUAUUAUCUUAUCCAGCUUAUGAGUUUUUAUGUGUCACAGAUACUGUACAACGAAAUGUGAAUUACUUUCAUCUACAUAACAACACAUGUUUGACCAACAAUAUUCCCCCAAAUGUUGUCCCAACUGGCCUAACAAGAGUUCUCUGAAUGAACAAUUUAGCUGAUUUGCAAGUUCCCAGCAUGCUUUGAAACUUUAAAAUGUGCAGCUAGUGUUAUCGGCUUAAUUCUGACUGUUUAUUUAUUUUUGUUGCUGUUAUUGUUGUAUUUUGUAGCCACUGUUAGUCAACUGAUAUGUGGUACAUCAUUUAACUUAAUGAGGUUUGUAUAUUGUUACUGAGGUUUGUGUGUUAAGGGUUUAAGUCUAUUGUGCCUUGCAAAACAUACUGCUAUUUUGAGGCAAAAGAUGCAGUUAACAUAAAAAUUAUUUAAAUGGGACAAAAUUAAAGUUAUUGUAGUGCAAAUUCAUAGUAGACUGAACAAGAAAUUAGCAGUUAGCUAGUUCUAUCAACAAGAGUUUUGCAUUUUAAGAACAUACACAUUUACCUUGACUAAAAGCAAUGUUACUGAGGAGAAUUAAGACAGUUGUUAAGUUGCAAAACCUUACUGCAUCAGGUUGCCUUUAUUUUCUACGUUUGCGCAACAAUAAUUUUUUUGGACAGUGUAAUCAACAUAAGAACAAACAUGAAUAAACCACCAAAGCUAAUAUUUAAGGAUUAUUUAUUAACGUUUUAUUAAAAUAUAUUUGUUGUUGUGUGUUUUCUACAGACUCUAUGCACAAGCAAUGUAGGUGAAAUAUUUUUAGGUUGGAGGUAAAGAAAAUUACAAACUUAUUGCAAUCCUCCUUAAUUUGCAUGCAGCCUCCCUAAAACGCCGAUAUUAUCCGAAAUUAUCCGAAGUUCUCCGAGCCAUCCUAGUGUCUCCUCAACUCUUCCGACAUCAUGCACGGGCUUUGAGGAAGUUCCACGUCACAUUUGUCUGCCGUGCAGUAAACUCCAGCUCCAAAAAAAAACACAUCAGCGCUCGGUGGAUGAUCUAAAUAUUUGCAGCUGAAGGAGACAAAAAGCAAACAUG